Molecule: messenger RNA, 2092 nt
Organism: Drosophila takahashii
Lineage: Eukaryota; Metazoa; Arthropoda; Insecta; Diptera; Drosophilidae
Gene: Lac
Product: septate junction protein lachesin
Cellular component (GO): neuron projection
Source: RefSeq, a predicted model, not a curated record
AAAGCCAGUGUUUCAUUCGUUCCGCGACUUUCGAACUGUGAAGUUGACUCUCUGGCGCGUUUCCCCCGCUUUUGGCCAAAACUCGUGACUGAUCGAAAGAGAGCAAGUCUGAAACCAGCUUAGAGCGAGAAGACAAGUCUGUGGAGACUGCAGCUCAGCAUCCGCGUUGGCCGUGCAACUGAAAGAAACGGCGAUAGUUGUCUUUUCGAUUUUUUGGAGCCUCUUCGCCGCGCUCUCUCUCUGGUUAUCUGGAGAAAGAUUGAGAUCUUGGAGCGCACACCUCUUGAGAAACACUGUAUAUUACUGUAUCGCGCGCUGGUAGGGUGUGGUGCUAAAAAAAAAGACUCAAUUCCUAAGAUGUGGCGCCCGAGUAUCUUGGCUAUCCUGGCCGUUUUCAUCCAGACAGCGACGGCCCAGCGAACGCCCACCAUAUCGUACAUCACGCAGGAGCAGAUCAAGGAUAUCGGCGGAACCGUGGAGUUCGACUGCUCCGUUCAGUAUGCCAAAGAGUACAAUGUGCUGUUCCUGAAGACGGACAGCGAUCCCGUCUUCCUCUCCACGGGCUCCACGCUGGUCAUCAAGGACUCGCGCUUCUCGCUGCGCUACGAUCCCAACUCCUCCACCUACAAGCUGCAGAUCAAAGACAUCCAGGAGACGGACGCGGGCACCUACACCUGUCAGGUGGUCAUCUCGACGGUCCACAAAGUGAGCGCCGAGGUGAAGCUAUCGGUGCGGCGACCCCCGGUCAUCUCGGACAACUCCACGCAGUCGGUGGUGGCCAGCGAGGGCAGCGAAGUGCAGAUGGAGUGCUAUGCCAGCGGCUAUCCCACACCCACCAUCACCUGGAGGCGCGAGAACAAUGCCAUUCUGCCAACUGACAGUGCCACCUAUGUGGGCAACACCCUGCGCAUCAAGUCGGUGAAGAAGGAGGAUCGCGGCACCUACUACUGUGUGGCGGACAAUGGAGUGAGCAAGGGCGACAGGCGCAACAUCAAUGUGGAAGUGGAGUUCGCCCCGGUGAUCACCGUGCCGCGUCCUCGCUUAGGACAGGCCCUGCAGUACGACAUGGACUUGGAGUGCCACAUCGAGGCCUAUCCGCCACCGGCCAUCGUUUGGACCAAGGACGACAUCCAGCUGGCCAACAACCAGCACUACAGCAUCUCGCACUUCGCCACCGCCGACGAGUACUCCGACUCGACGCUCCGCGUGAUUACCAUCGAGAAGCGCCAGUACGGAGAUUAUGUCUGCAAGGCCACCAAUCGCUUUGGCGAGGCUGAGGCUCGCGUCAAUCUCUUCGAGACGAUCAUCCCCGUGUGCCCACCCGCCUGCGGACAGGCGUACUUUGCCGGAGCCGAGGAUGUGGCAGCCACCUCGUUCGCCCUCGUCGGCAUCCUGGCGGCGCUCCUCUUCGCCAGAUAAGCCAACUCCAAAACCAUCAACCAGCCCUCGAAUGCAUAAACAUAUAUAAAGUAGAUAUAUCGAAAACCACAUCGUAUAACCGCGCAAUAGACGUCUCAAAAAUAAUUACCCAUCAUCUCCAGUUUUUGUAGCUUCCAUUUACGUUUCCGUUUAGUCCAGCCCAAUUUUCGUACGUCCAAUAUUAUGUCUUAAGUUAAGUAUGCUAAGUGAAGGGCCAACGAUAACUAGAACUAUAAUUUAUUAGCACCUUAGCGCCGAAACUCAAUUCGAAAUUCGAAUCCCGUCCGUUUUGCUUUCUGAUCUGGCACUGUAUAUGUUUUAAAUAAUUUUAAUCUAAGCAAGAUACAUCACAGGCAUUCCGAUUUUGCUUCGACAAUUGAGAGAAUAUUUUAUUUUUAUUUAAUAAAUAAUAAAGUAUUUUCGUUACGCAAACCUGACAACUCGACAAACUAUCCCGUAAAAAGAAACCCCCCGAAAAUCGAGGCAAAAUCCAUAUUCGAAUAAAAGGCAACAAAAGUUGUGUACAUUAUUAGCUCUUAAGCACAAUGAGAAAUUCUUUUGAAUAACAAGACAUUUUUACCCAAAUUUUUGUGUGGGUGUGAGUAAAAUCCAUUUCGACUUUGUAAUAAAAAAACGAGAAAAACACAAAACAAAAACGAACAAAAAAAUCAAU